Messenger RNA from Vitis riparia (riverbank grape), 3265 nucleotides. Its product is annotated as BEL1-like homeodomain protein 9. NCBI's taxonomy places the organism in Eukaryota, Viridiplantae, Streptophyta, Magnoliopsida, Vitales, Vitaceae. Gene Ontology annotation, biological process: regulation of transcription by RNA polymerase II. The coding region runs from base 540 to 3083 and encodes 847 amino acids. The transcript has 5 exons. Gene Ontology annotation, molecular function: DNA-binding transcription factor activity, RNA polymerase II-specific; RNA polymerase II cis-regulatory region sequence-specific DNA binding. The record is from RefSeq and is a predicted model, not a curated record.
AUGGUGAAUACUGAGUUUGGUCGAUAUUGGAGUUUGCCAACCGCGGAAAUUUUCAGAUGGAGUGUCUGAAAAUGAUGUUACUUGGUUGGUAGCGUUCUAGACUUUGGAAAUAACAUCACCAGUGAACUGAAGGAAGAGAAGAAAGUGAACUCUCUCUACAGUGUGUGUCUCUGCGUGGGUUGUGGUGAAGGUAGACUUUGGAAAUAACAUCACCAGUGAACUGAAGGAAGAGAAGAAAGUGAACUCUCUCUACAGUGUGUGUCUCUGCGUGGGUUGUGGUGAAGGUGGUGAAUCUGGUGAUGUUACUUUGAGAAGAUUUUUCGUCCACGUUGUGUUGUCUUCGUUUUGUCUAUCAAGGUCCAUGUGACCUCCCACAACUAUCACUCUCUGCAGGAAAUGCAUAGGAUGAUAUAUCCAGUUGAUGGGUCGUGAUAGAGUUCUCUCCUCAAACCAUGUGCUGGGUGAGUUUUAGUGGUGGCAGGUUGCAGUAAGGCCUUCAGUUGUGAACCCAAGAAACGCUAGCUAAGAUCUUUUUUUGGAUGGAGAUGAGGAACUUUAGACCUGAAUCGCAUGUAGCACAGCAAAGCCGGCGUGAUAAGCUUAGAGUUCAACAUCAAAGUUCAACCCCAGCACACCAUUUGGAGGAGUUCCCUAACAGUUUGGAACAAUUAUCGGUCCAUCCAGAACUAAACCCAGAUCUUAUUCAAGUUCGGAAUGUUAGGAACGGCAAUGUGCUUUAUGAUCCAAUUGUGCUCUCCUCGGAAAUGCUCAAUUUUUCAUCGAAUUCUCAUGUGUUUUUGGGUAGCAAGGAUGCAAUGGUGGGGCAAGAUUCGAAUGCAGUCUCUCAGGAUGCUUCAUUCCCCAAUUUGUCUCACCCAAUUUCAUCUAAAGCAGCUGGUGACCCACAAAACUGUGACAAUUGGAAAGGCCUUGGUACACAGCAAAGCUGUGAUUGGAUUGUGAAUUAUGCUAAUGGAACGGUGGCUAGUGAAAGCAAUCAAAACCCUAUGUAUGUCGGGGAAGUCUUGUCAGCCAACUCUAUGAAGGUAAACAACAUUUCUGCAUCUUCACUUGAUUUGAAGCCUAAUUACAGUGGAUAUCAGGAUGUGCAGUCAUCGAUAACCAAUCCAUCCAGUGAAAUUUCUAGUCAAGAUAGCCAGAAGCAUUAUGGUGAAAUCCAUUUCAAUUCUCCUCAACUCUACCGAAACACGCUCCAAGAGGUUGUUACAUCAGCUGCAGUUGGAACCCAGGGGCUAGAAAUGGCAUCCUUUGCGCAUCAGAACAUUAGGGACACUGGCCGUGAUUCAUGGGAAGAUGGUGGGAAUGAACUUGUUCUUCUUCCAAACUUUGGAAAUCAGUCUAGUGCUCUCCGUCUUGAUUCUUCUGUUGCUUGGAUGACUAGGCCAGUAGAGGGUUGCCAUCAGUGGAGUGGUGGUGAUUUGGGUGUUCUUGCAAACAAGAGUCUUGGAGACUUGAGUACCAUUGCAAGUGAUUCUAACGCACAAGGUCUGUCUCUUUCCCUUUCAUCACAUCCUUCAUCCAAAAUACAGGUAGCUCAGUUUGGGGAGAGAUAUGAGUCGAAGGAUCUACGUUCUGGAACUGCAGCUUUCAGUUGCCCACAAGAUUUAAAAGUUAUGAGCUCUGGUUAUUUAUGUUCGGAUUCAAAGCCACCUGUUAGUGGUAAAGGGUAUGGAAAUUCCCUUCACGACAUAGUGGGGACUUCUACUUACACUCAUAGGACUGCUGGUCCUCUUGGGCCAUUCACUGGGUAUGCAACAAUUUUAAAGAGUUCAAAAUUUUUGAAGCCAGCACAACAGGUCCUGGAUGAAUUUUGUAAAGCAGCAAGUCCCAAACUGGUGAAAACAUGUGAGGUAACUCGGAGGACAUCUGGAGAUGUUAGUGUUUCAGUUCCUGAUGCGGUUAACACAUCUGACACUGAGGUUGGAGCUGCCAAGGGUGGCAAUUCAGCUGUCUCGUCCUCCACAUUUUAUGAUUCAAAUGAAAUUAGUGGUGAAGGGGGAGUUAAGACCAGCUCCUGUGAAUCGUAUAGGCCUGACUACCAACAAAAGAAGGCAAAGCUCUUGUUUAUGCAGGAGGAGGUUUGCAGAAGGUACAAGCAAUAUCAUCAACAGAUGCAAAUGGUGGUUUCAUCCUUUGAAACUGUAGCAGGCCUCAGUGCUGCGACCCCCUACAUUGCCCUGGCUCUGAAGACAGUCUCGAGGCACUUUCGGUUCCUGAAGAAUGCCAUAUCAGACCAGCUUAGGCACAUAAGGAAAGCCUUGGGGGAGGAUUUGUCAUCCCCCAGCACUGGUGCCUGCACUAGUGCAGGGGAUGCAAGUUCACCAAGGUUAAAGUUCAUGAACCAGAGCUUUCCGAAACACAAACCUGGUGGGGCUAACCUGGGUUUCCUUGAACCCCAACAACACGUCUGGAGGCCCCAACGAGGCCUACCAGAAAGGGCGGUGGCUAUUCUUAGAGCUUGGCUGUUUGAGCAUUUCCUUCACCCGUAUCCAACGGACACAGAUAAACAUAUGCUAGCCACUCAAACCGGUCUCUCUCGAAAUCAGGUAUCAAACUGGUUCAUAAAUGCCCGAGUUCGGGUAUGGAAGCCCAUGGUUGAAGAAGUACACAUGCUUGAAACCAAAGGUUUAACAGAAAGGGACCAAAAUUCAGGCAAAAAAGAUUGGAAGUCCAUUGGUGAAGGUGUCAGCCAACGGGAUGGCAAUCAACCUUCAAACAAGCCUAGUGUCAAUGCAAUGUCUGAUGAGCAAUUGGAAUGCAGGGGAAUGUGUUCCUCAGCAGGCACCGGAGAUGAUUUGGGUGCUGAGCAGUGGAAUCAAGAGAAGCGAUCAAGAGUGGAGUGCCAAAUUCCUGGAAGCAUGGACGGGUCAUUGAUGGGUUUUGUUCCGUACCAGCGGAGCGGUGUCGAGAUUGGGGGACUUGGAGCAGUGUCACUUACAUUGGGUCUCAGGCAUAGUGUGGAAACUGCACAGCAACAGCAACAUCAACAACAAUUACAACAGCAGGAGGAUCAACUUAGACGGCAAUUUGGAGGUCAGAUGAUUCAUGAUUUUGUGGGUUGAUUUAUAUAGCUGUUUUUGAUGGAAUUAGAAUAGAAUAAGAGGGAGAAUGGAUUUGCUCGAUCAGCUCCCAUUCCACCACUUUGUAUCAUGCAUUGGCAGGGAAAAUUUUGUUGACCAUGAUCUUAUCAACAUAAGGAGGCAUUCAUUUCAAUACUUACUAUUAAUUCAUGAAAGGUCCUCGA